This is a messenger RNA of Mesorhabditis spiculigera, 1281 nucleotides long. Lineage: Eukaryota; Metazoa; Nematoda; Chromadorea; Rhabditida; Rhabditidae. The record is from the annotation of a GenBank genome assembly.
AUGCACCCAUCAUGGGUGCUGCUGAUACUAUUCUGUUUUCUGAUAGUGGUGGCGUUGUUCGGGAAUCUGCUAGUAUGCGUCGCCAUUUUUUGGGAUCGACAUUUGAGACGACAACCAGAAAAUCUCUUCCUGGUCUCGCUGGCCGUCUCCGACCUGUUAGUAUCGUUUCUGGUGAUGGUCUUCGCAGCAGCAUCAGACCUGCUCGGCUAUUGGCCAUUCGGGAACGCGUACUGCCAAUUCUGGGUGGCAUUCGACAUCACCACCUGCACUGCGUCAAUUCUAAAUUUGGCGGCAAUUUCGCUCGAUCGAUACUGCCAUAUCAGUCGACCGAUGGUUUAUGUCAGAUACUGCAAUCGACGUCGAAUAUCAUACGGGAUCAUCAUCGUCUGGCUCCUCUCCGCAUUAAUAGGAGCAGCGCCGCUAGGCUUCGGAUUCGACAAGCAGUUCUCGCAUAACAACGAGACGAGUCAGCCGACGUGCGAGAUGAACUUACCACUGGCAUACGCUGUCGCCAGUUCAUUACUGUCGUUUUUCCUGCCGGCGGCGAUUAUGGUUUUCCUGUAUACAAAACUCUACCUCUACGCCCAACGUCACGUCCGGAGCAUACAGACGCAGUUGAAGCAAGCGACGUCUUUCCUUAUAAUGCAGCUGGCCUCGGAGAAGAUUCGAGAGGCGACGGCGGCCACGCUACGCAACGGCUCGACGACGGCACCAACACCCGCUUCGCCGCGGCUCGAUAAGGAGCUGAUUGAUGACACGCAGCGCGGCACCUCGAUGUGGUCAAAGUUCACCCGCGUACUCCACGUCCGCCGGAAAGGCAGCUCCGAGGAGCAGCAGCAGCAGCAGCGGAACACCAUCAGCGACCAGAAAGCCAGAAUUACCCUCGGCGUUAUCAUGGGUACGUUCUUGGUGUGUUGGACCCCGUUUUUUCUCGUCAACAUCUGGAGGUCGUGGGACCACGUGAACAAGGAGUUAUCGCAGGCCGUCACCUGGCUGGGCUACGCAAACUCCGCCCUGAACCCGGUCAUCUACAGUAUCUUCAACCGCGACUUCCGAAGAGCUUUCAAGAAGAUCAUCGUCAAGCUGUUCAGCUGCUUCGAUACCGGGAAGAAGAACUAUGGCUGCGUACGGAACGGCGUGACGGACGGCAUGGUCGACAGGAAACGCUCUUACACCCGCUCAUCCGAUACCCCAGAAAAUAAUAAUUUGAAUCGUGGCGAGCCGGUUGCUACUCGGCUUGUCUUGUUGAACAAUAAUGAAUCAUCUGUGAUUGUAGAGGAA